CCUUUUAAAAACCUCACCCUCACCGAAUACCACAAAGAAAGAAAGAAACCGCAAGAGAGGAAAAAAAAAAAAGGUAAAGAGAGAACCAAACAGCAAGUGCAGGAAAAGUGCAAAAAUUUUCUCAAGAAAAAGUGGAGAUAUAUAAAGGUUGAUACCUUAACUCAAGAAAAAAAAAAAUGGCGUUUUACGUCGACGAAGAGGAGGUCUGGAAAUGUCCGAGUCAUCCUUCUAAGCGUCGCCGUACUGGUAUCUGUCCGGUUUGUCUCCGAGACAAACUUGCUUCUCUUUGCCCCGACUGCGCCCACGCACGUCCUUGCUCAUGUAUCACAACCUCUUCUUCUUCUUCCUCCUCUUCCUCCUUCUCCCGCUUCUCAACUGCGGCGGCUGGUGGCAACACAGGUGUCGGUUCUGUUGGUCGAGUUUCCAAUCUUAUCGAAAGCGAACCUGCGUUUCGACGAUCCAGAUCCCUGGCGAUUCCAUUCCUCCGAUCCAAACCUGAGGAUUCAAGCGAAAGGAAUGGUUUGGCGGGUAGGAAGAGCAAGACGCCGUCCUUUUGGUCGAUAUUUAGAGCUAGUAAUAAGAGCAAGCGGUACGAGAGUGAAGAUGAUCAGAGCCAAGGGGAGAAAGAGAGAAGAGCAGCGGCGGACGAAGAACGGAGGAGGAGGAUGAUGAGGAAGUCAAGGUCUGUGGCUGUGACGUCACAUUCGGGUAAAUCAUCUCCGUCGACGAAAGGGAAGAGCUGGUAUUUUCCUAGUCCGAUGAAAGUUCUCAGGCAAACUAGGGUUUCGAAAUUGGUUUUCCAAGAACGCUCUCCUUUGUAUAGAGGUUGAUUUCUUUUUAGCCUCCUUUAUUCAUUGUUAUUUUCUAUAGUAAAUAAAUAAGUAAAUGUGGAAAAUUAACAAUAGAAA
Molecule: messenger RNA, 908 nt
Organism: Gossypium arboreum
Lineage: Eukaryota; Viridiplantae; Streptophyta; Magnoliopsida; Malvales; Malvaceae
Exons: 1
Coding region: 177-830 (217 amino acids)
Source: RefSeq, a predicted model, not a curated record